AACUGUGAGCGCGCGCGGAUCGCCUUCUUUUUCCAAGUUGUUUGAAGAGCGUUGGGCACUUAAUUUGCUCAGGUGGAAGACAUUUUUUGUUUGCGUUUUUUUUAUUCCAAUUUAAUCGCAAAUCUGACCGUGCUUUAAUUUAACCGUGUAAAUAAAGCGAUUUUUUCCGGCCAAUAUAUAUCAUUUGGCGGCAUUUUGGAACGAAGGUUACCGGUUUUUAUUGGUUUUCUGUUUUUGUUUGCUGGAAAAAUAAGCAAACAAACUGUAAACUGUGCUGCCAGUGAAGUUAGUGCUACUUUAUAAGGAGUAAAACCAAGUUUCUAACUGAAGUGACAGUGACGAUAAAGUGAUAGGCAACGUCAAUUAGAAGAAAAAAAAAAACAAACAAAUCCAGUGAUUGAUCUGAUUGUCAACAGAAAGUGCGAGAGCAGUUACCGCAAACCAGGAUACAGAAAAAAGGAAUCUCAGGUGGGUCGACGCACAGCCGGCUGGUGAAAGGAAAACUCCGGAUUGCUCGAAACGGUGAAGCUGUUCGAACAAUGCAAGGCCACGAGAAUAACGGCUUCCAGGCGGACAGUCCCUCGAUACCGGGCCAGUUCCGGUGGAGCACGGUCAUCGAGAAUGGCGUCAUGGUGGACGGUCCGAAGCAGCGACGAAAUUCCCGCGGCACAGAUUCGGUGACCAACAACAGCUCGACCACGACGUUGGAUCUGCGAGGGACGGAACCGGACGGGGAGUCUGCGGAAGGGAGCCCAGGGCGUGACCAGUGGGGAAAGGGUAUCGAGUUCCUGAUGUCCUGCAUUGCGAUGUCGGUGGGGCUCGGCAAUGUGUGGCGGUUUCCGUUUAUUGCGCUGGAGAACGGAGGGGGAGCGUUCGUGAUUCCAUACAUUAUCGUGCUGCUGCUGGUGGGCAAGCCGGUGUACUACAUGGAGAUGAUCAUCGGGCAGUUUUCGAGCAGGGGAAGCGUCAAGGUGUACGACUGCGUGCCGGCGUUGAGAGGCAUCGGUUACGGCCAGGUCCUCUCGAUCGCGAUCGUGUCCACGUACUACGCCUCGCUGAUGGCCACCACGCUCAAGUAUCUGUUUGAGUCGUUUCAAAAGAUCCUUCCGUGGGCCACCUGCGACGAACGGUGGGCCGGGUUCUGCAUCCCUUCGGGCGGAGCUGGUGCCUCCGCUGGUGAUGCUUUGAACUCCACGAUUACGGCCGCGGCGCUGAGCGCCUCGAAUGCUACGUCCGCCGUGAUGAGCUCCUCGGCUGAGUUGUACUAUAGACGGGUCGUCCUCAAGGAGCUCGACAACAUCGACGACGGCAUCGGCCUCCCCGACUGGCAGCUAACCCUGUUCCUCUGCCUGUCAUGGUCCAUCGUGCUUCUCGUUCUUAUCCGAGGUGUAAAAAGUGCUGGCAAGGCCUCCUACUUUCUAGCCCUGUUCCCGUACCUGGUCAUCACGAUCCUGCUGGUUCGUGCCUGUACCCUGCCCGGGGCCAUCAACGGCAUCAUAUACUUCCUGAAGCCCCAGUGGGACAAAAUCCUGGACCCCAAGGUCUGGUACGCAGCCGUCACCCAGUGCUUCUUCUCCCUUUCGAUCUGCUUCGGCAACAUCAUCAUGUACUCGUCGUACAACAAGUUCCGCCACAAUGUCCACCGGGACGCGACGAUCGUGACGACGAUCGAUACCUUCACCUCGCUGCUGGCCGGAUGCACCAUUUUUGGGAUUUUGGGACAUUUGGCGCACGUGGUCGGAAGUGACGACGUUGGAUCGGUGGUAAAGCCGGGAGCGGGACUGGCGUUCAUCUCGUAUCCUGAAGCGAUCGCCAAGUUUGACGUGGUUCCGCAGGCGUUUUCGGUGCUGUUUUUCCUGAUGUUGUUCGUGCUGGGGAUUGGGAGUAACGUGGCCAUGACGUCGUGUGUGAUGACCGUCAUCAGGGAUCAGUUCCCGAAGGUGAAGAACUGGCAGGCGGCUACGGUGAUUGCGAUCUGUGGAGUUGCGCUGGGGUGUAUCUACGUGACGCCGGGCGGUCAGUACAUCCUGACGCUGGUGGAUCACUUUGGAGCUUCCUUCAUUGCGCUGGUGCUGGCCAUCGCCGAGCUAAUUGCGAUCGGAUGGAUCUACGGCGUGGAUCGACUCUGCAAGGAUGUAGAGUUUAUGCUCGGCCACCGGCCUAACCUUUACUGGCGACUUUGCUGGCGCUGGGUUACUCCGCUGUUGAUGACGGCGAUUUUGAUCUACAAUUUGGUGACGCUGCAGCCGUUGACUUACCAGGGUUACGUGUACCCGACGAUUGCUUAUGAUCUUGGUUGGUGCAUAGCUGCACUUGGCUUACUUCAGCUGCCAAUCUGGGGCAUCUACGCAAUUUACAAGCAGGAAGGGAAGACGCUUUCAGAGAAAGUGAUGAACGCCUUCCGACCAACCCGGAACUGGGGUCCGAUCGAUCCCACCCUCAACCAAGAGUACAAAAAGUUCAUCCACCAGGAGUGAUCGAUCGAUCUUCACAUGUUCCAACCAACAAACCGGUGUAAUAUUCCGCUGCCAGAAACUUUACACAACAAAAAAAAAAAACGAUUGGCAUUCCUAGAAAUUAAACACAAACACAGUUUGGACAGACAAAUCUCAACGAAGCUAUUGAAAAGGAAGAGGAGGACGAGGAAGGAAGAAACAACUAUUUGCCCAUAAGUGCUACUAAAGUUAGUAACUAAAACAAAAACUAACAAGUAUUAAGUGUACGAGUGAAUUGUGAUACCUUUUAACGAGUUUUAAUUUAUUGCAUUUUAAUAAAGUGUAACAUAAGUGAA
Molecule: messenger RNA, 2791 nt
Organism: Culex quinquefasciatus (southern house mosquito)
Lineage: Eukaryota; Metazoa; Arthropoda; Insecta; Diptera; Culicidae
Product: sodium-dependent nutrient amino acid transporter 1
Exons: 8
Coding region: 540-2477 (645 amino acids)
Biological process (GO): sodium ion transmembrane transport
Cellular component (GO): membrane
Molecular function (GO): L-amino acid transmembrane transporter activity
Source: RefSeq, a predicted model, not a curated record